GCUUCUGCCUGCUGAAUAGGUGCUGGCCAAGCAACGAAUGGAGGAAGAAGUUGUGGCUAGAAUUGAGCACGAAGACAAACCCGAAGAGAAUUUCUCUGGUCUUACUGAGGCUCUUAUGGAUUAGAGGGUAUGGUGGCUUGGUGUUGCUCUUAAUUUGUUGGUUUCCACGACCUCAUUCGCCACUUUCUUUCCAACGCUAUCCGCUACAAUGGGUUACAGCGCGACUACUAGCCUCUUUCUCUGCGCACCUCCGUGGAUUUUGGGCACUGCAACCUCGUUUGUUGUGGCCAGGCACUCCGACGUAACUGGUGAUCGCCUCUGGCAUAUUAUUGGUCCUCUACUUGUCGGCAUCGCUGGGUUUAUACUCGCAAUUUCUACUAUGAAUACGACUGUGCGAUAUAUAUCCCUAUUCUUAAUGACUCAGAGCCCAGUUGCUCUUGCUGUCUCUUUGACCUGGGUCAUGAAUACGUUUUCCCAAUCACAAUCUAAACGCGCUGCUGCUAUCGCACUAACGAACUCCAUGGCAUCAGCUGGUUUUGUUAGUUCAUCAUACUUUUGGCCGUCCAGUUGGGGACCUUCAUACGUGAACUCGUAUCUCUUGUGCAUCUUGACAAGCGUCGCGUGCAUUGCGAUGUGCUGGGUAUUUAGGGAGCACCUCUCCCGGUGCAAUGAGGCUGCUGAAGCUGAAGAGCGCAUUAUAGGGUUACCCAAGGGUUUUAGGUUCAUCCUCUAGCGCGUGGUUGGUGGCUGAUAGGAUCUUCUUGCGAGUCAUAAAUUGACUAUGGGGAGCUCCAUGAUGAUGGUACUUGUUUUAGGCCGUCGUCAGAUCGAUGUAUAAUUGCG
This is a messenger RNA of Suillus bovinus, 843 nucleotides long. RefSeq lists its product as uncharacterized. The coding region runs from base 209 to 733 and encodes 174 amino acids. Gene Ontology annotation, molecular function: transmembrane transporter activity. Lineage: Eukaryota; Fungi; Basidiomycota; Agaricomycetes; Boletales; Suillaceae. Gene Ontology annotation, cellular component: membrane. The transcript has 5 exons. The record is from RefSeq and is a predicted model, not a curated record.